CGCCGGUACGCAGCCCGCGGCUGAGGACGGCGGUGGAAGGUCACGUGGUGUAUCGCCUGGGGCAUCGGUGGUGACCGGUGGAUCGUGACACCGCGUCACCGUGGCACGGAGGCUGGUCUCUAUUUUUGGAGAGUUUAUUGAAGGCCGGAGGCUCCAAGACACCUCAAGUCCAAGACAACUAAUGCGAAUAUGACGAAUCAACAAGAGGGAGCAACUCUCGGCCUGCCUUCGAAGCGAGAGGAGAUGGCAGGCGCUCAGACGGGACGCCAAAACUGCGCUGGCUGCGGCAAACCCAUCAGCGACAGGUAUAUGCUGCGCGCGCUGGACCUCCUCUGGCACGAGGACUGUUUGAAGUGCGGCUGCUGCGACUGCCGACUGGGGGAGGUCGGCUCGUCGCUCUACACAAAGGCCAACCUGAUACUCUGCAAACGCGACUACCUCAG
Molecule: messenger RNA, 443 nt
Organism: Amphibalanus amphitrite
Lineage: Eukaryota; Metazoa; Arthropoda; Thecostraca; Balanomorpha; Balanidae
Product: rhombotin-1-like
Exons: 4
Biological process (GO): positive regulation of transcription by RNA polymerase II
Cellular component (GO): nucleus
Molecular function (GO): transcription coactivator activity; DNA-binding transcription factor binding
Source: RefSeq, a predicted model, not a curated record